CACGUCACGUUACGUCACGUCAGAACCAACAGUCUGGUAACUUCUCCGGUGUUCCCAAAGCAACCAAAGCAGCAGGGAAAUGGCCAUUUCAAAGGUAUUCUGAGGAGGAGUGGAGAGUAACCGGUUGGUGGUGAUAACUAACACUCCGGAUGAUAAACAACUCGACGUUAAAGAGAAGAAGAAGCAGCAACAGGAGGUUGAUCUGUGCGGACAUGGCGGACAGGUUCACAGCUCGCAGAUAGACGGAGACCGGAGCUGCUGGAGGAGAAGACGGGACUUUAUGUUAGUGCUGGAUGUAUAACCAGGACUCUCCAGGCCGGUAGCCGUCCAGCCUCUCCGCUGUAGCCGCAUGGCGUCGUCUCCAGCCCGGCUGAGCCAGCAGGCCGUGGCGCUGCUCGACGUUUCUCUCAGAGUUCCUUCUAUCUUUAUCAUCGACGCCAUCUUCAACUCCUACUAUGACCCGGGGUCGGGCUGGGCCGGGGCGGUGGGCAAGGUGCUGCUCAGAGUCACGGGUGUCCUCAUCUCCAGCAUGGUGCUGCUGCUCUCCCAGAAAGCCUUGUUCAAGUUCUACACGCUCUUCUUUGCUGUUCUCCUCGGCAUGGCAGCGGUCCUCAUCAACUACUACGCCACCUCCCACAUAGACUUCUACAGCGCCUACUACAAGGCGGCACUUGGGUUCAGACUGCUGCCCAGAAACGGGCCGACGCUGUGGCUGGGCAUGGCCGCAGUCCAGCUAGUUUUUGGCGUGGGCUACGUGUUCCUUCUCAACCUCCAGUCGGUGUUUGCCGCGCUGGUGGUCCUGGACAUCAUGAUCCCUCUGUGGGGGCUGAUGAUUGAGCUGCCUGCAGACGUCAGGCAGCUGGUGGCCGUGUUCUCGGGCCUGGCGCUGGCUCUCAACACGGCUGUGUGCCUGGCCAUGAGGCUCAAAUGGUUUUACUACUCGUGCCGGUACGUCUACCUGCUCGUACGGCACAUGUACCGGAUCUACGGGCUUCAGCUGCUGCUAGAGGACACGUGGAAGAGAAUCAGAUUCCCUGAUGUGCUGCGGUUGUUCUGGCUGACCCGGGUCACUGCCCAGGCGCUGAUCCUGGUCUACGUGGUGCGGGCGGUGAGAAGGGAGAGCGGAGACGCCACAGGCGGUGGCACAGACGGGAGCUCAGACUCGCAGGGUUACCUGCUGAGCUGGGACGUGUUCUGGGAUCUGACCAGUAACCUGAUCAUCUCCGGAUGUGAUUCCACGCUCACCGUGCUGGGGAUGAGCGCCGUUAUCUCCUCUGUCGCGCACUACCUCGGCCUCAGCAUCCUGGCCUUCAUAGGUUCGACGGAGGAGGAGGACAAGCGUUUAGGCUUCGUAGCGCCUGUUCUGUUCUUCAUCCUGGCUCUGCAGACGGGCCUCAGCAGCCUUGACCCCGAGGAACGCCUGGUCCGUCUGAGCCGGAACAUGUGCCUUCUGCUGACGGCCAUCCUGCACUUCAUCCACGGCAUGACCGACCCCGUCCUCAUGUCCCUGAGCGCCUCCCACGUCUCCUCUGUUCGCCGCCAUUUCCCCGUCCUGCUGGUGUCCCUGGCGCUCUUCGUGCUUCCCGUGGCGCUCAGCUACGCCCUCUGGCACCACUACGCCCUCAACACCUGGCUCUUCGCCGUCACUGCCUUCUGCGUGGAGCUCUGCCUCAAGGUGGUGGUGUCACUGACCGUCUACGGCCUCUUCAUGGUGGAUGGCUUCUCCAACGUCCUGUGGGAGAAGCUGGACGACUACGUCUACUACGUGCGCUCCACAGGCAACAUCAUCGAGUUCCUGUUCGGCGUCAUCAUGUUCGGAAACGGCGCCUACACCAUGAUGUUCGAAUCGGGCAGCAAGAUCCGCGCCUGCAUGAUGUGCCUGCACGCGUACUUCAACAUCUACCUGCAGGCCAAGAACGGCUGGAAGACCUUCAUCAACCGCCGCACGGCCGUCAAGAAGAUCAACUCCCUGCCGGAGAUGCGCGGGGACCAGCUGAGGGACAUCGAGGACGUGUGCGCCAUCUGUUACCAGGAGUUCGCCACCUCGGCCCGCAUCACGCCCUGCCACCACUACUUCCACGCGCUGUGCCUGAGGAAGUGGCUCUACAUCCAGGACACGUGUCCCAUGUGCCAUCAGAGAGUUUACGUAGAGGACGAUAGCCGAGACAGAGACGCCUUUUCGAACAACAACGGGGGCUACGCAGCGCCGCAGGACGUCGCUGCCGCAGCCCCGCCGGCACCGGGGGAAGACCAGCCAGACGCCGAGCUGCCGGCCGAUGGAGCGGCAGCCGGCGUCCAGGCUGCGGGAGGACCAGGGGAGCUCGACAACGAGCUGCUGGAGGACAAUGACAGCAUAGAGUAUGACGAAGACGAGUGGGGGACUCAGAAUGGCAGCACGCCAGUAGAAGAAGACUAUAUCAAUGAUGACACAGACUCCACCGAGGACUGACAGGAAAUGAUCUAUAGAAAAGAAAUAUACAUAUAUCUUUAUUAUAUUUAAGUUAAAAAUAAUUAUAAAACACAACAGCAUCUUAAUUUGUUCUUGAAAAAAUGUCAGGGAUGUCAUUCUCUUGUUUCUUGUUAGUUUCUUUUUGUUUAAGUUUGAGUUUUACUCUAUAAGGGCUCGUGGAAAGAGUAACUGCUGCUCUCGUUCUGUGUGAAUGUGUGAGUGUGUGUGUGUGUGUGUGUGUGUGCGUGCCGGGGCUGCAUGAUGUAGACCAAAAACUCAUACAGUUAUUUUAUUAUCAAUAUCAUUUUAUCCCCAAAUUAUUGGAGAUCUUGAUACAAAUCUUGCUACGUGGGCACGGCUGUCUCUGCACCGUUUAUUAUUUCCCAAUGCCUCAAAGCUGAUACACAUCAGUAAGUUAAAGGGAUAGUUUGGGUGUUUCUCACUGUGGUUGUAUGAGGUACUAAGGGUUAGGGUUAGGGUUCGGUGGUUCCCAAACUUUUUCAUGUCAAGGACCCCUAAAUGGACACAAAUUAGACCACAGAGCCUGAUAGAAUUUGGUCCCAGGGUCCCCUAUCUGAUGUUUUUUUUGCUUUUAGAUGUGUUAUUGCAGAAAGUGUAUAAAACGUAUGAAAUGUUUGUUUUUGCUAUUGUGUGACUUUGGUGAAUUCAAACUAACCAAAGUCAUACAAUAACACUAACUAACUAACCGAUCGAGGCAGCAGUAGAUCAGCAACUCCUGUGGUCUGUGAGGUAAAAUGACUGAUUUUCUCAAUGGAGUCUGGUGGCUUUGGCGAGAGCAGAGAUAUCUUCAAUUAGAUAGCAGAUCAGAUAGCUUCAGAUCCCUGUCGGAAAACAUAGACUGUAUAGUUGUCUGACGGCAAAAUAAACGGGCGAAAAUAUUCUAAAUAUAGCGUACACUUGAACUGAUAUAAAAAAUUUUAAGGGGUCCUGACUUUUAGGUGUCUAAAAUGCGUUUAGCUGCUGCCCCCCGUCCACAGCAGGACAUUACUUUGCUCCCUUGCUGGUACUCCUUUCUGUUUCUCCAAACUCCAUCUGCUGUAGGUAAUACACUGACUAUGGAGAAGUACCUCACACAAUCCCACUUCUAAACACCCAAAUUAUCCCUUUAAUGUGAGAUUUUUUGCAACAUACAGUAUAUAUACAAGUCCGCCUUGUCGAGCACGCAGUGGAAAUGUGUUUUCUUGAGUCACAUCACGACUUCGUUUAGAUUUUGUCACGUGUGCAGCCCCAGUGUGUGAUUGUUAAUGCGUGCCUGUCGACAUGUAAUGUGUUUAGACGAUGUCUUAACGAUGCAGUUCAUGUUCCCUAGCAGUGUGUUACAGGGGAAACGCUGGAGUGGUAGUUAGUUUAUUAACGACAAAACUGUGGAGCGACUAAACAAAUUCAAGCUUUAAUCAGUCUGCAAGUCAGUUUUGGGGAUUUUUGAAGAACGUUUUGAGCGUAAAAACACAUUUUUGUAUGCUUCCGUUUGAAACCUGCUGUCAUUACUUCCUCCAGCUGUUUUUAUUUUUGCCAAAAAUGAUUGGUUAACAGUCUCGGGGGGGUUAACUUCUUUGUCAUGUGUCUGCUCAAAACAUGUCUUGAAAUGUUUAUUUUACUAAACCAGCCUCGAGUGCUCUCAAAUCCCGACUCUCAGAUUGAUCACAGCUCACGUUUGUUGCACAUUUUUGUCCUUAACCAACUCAAACCGAGUGUUUGUGAACAGAGAGAAAGAAGGCAGGAGAGUGAAGCAGUUUUCUAUCAACUCUGCGGCAACCAGAGAAAAACUGAGAGGUGUGUCUGAUUAAAAAAAGUGACUCGCUACUGUAAUCACUGAUAUACCUCUAUCAUUACUUACUACUGGUCUCUUGUGUGACCUCGCUUACAUUUGUGUACGUUAUUGUACAUAUAAUAAAACAAACACGUGCACAUUUUCUCAAUUAGGAUAAGAGAUGAGAGUUUUUUCUUUCAAUAAUGCAAAUUUUCCCAUAAAUCAGUAUUUAGUUUGGUUAAAUUCUUGUCUUAAACCUAGAAACUGUUUGUAAUACGAGCGCUGGUAUUUCCAAAAAAAUGUAGUGGGUGAAAUGAUUAUUUUGUCACAAAAACACAGUAUGAAAAGGUGCCACUUGUUUUGUCUACUAUGGACUUUAAGUACUUUCUUUCCAAAGGAAAAACAAAGUACCAUAAUUUGUUUUACGUGUCGGUUUUUAGUCAUGUUGUAAGAGCAGAUUAUCGUUCAGUAAAUGCACCUUUUUGUUUCUAAUCACUGGUACAGACUGGAGCGUUCUCGUUCUGUCCAACUUGGGCAACAGACGGCGAUGAGCGCUCCUCUCUGAAGGCUCAAACUGUGCUUCUAGUCUCAGGGUCCCUUUUCAGGGCUGGAAGAGUACGUUCAAUAAAUUAAUUCAUUUCCAGACCUAAAAAAAAUCAGCAGAAAAGUCCAUUACAGACAUUUUCUGUUGCAGUUAACAGGUUGCAAAGACACUCAUUUCAUACAAUCUGUGAUUGAGCUACAAGCAGCAGACGUCCUACUGAACACUGAUCCAAAAUCUAAAACUACUAGAACGAAUUAAAUCAUUUAGGAGCCAUGUUUUCACCUUUUCAGACCGUACAGCUCGGCUAAUGCAGAUCCCUACAGUGACUACACAGGUCUUCAUUGUGAAUUUGUAUUUCAAGCACAACUCCUCCGAGUAUUACGUUGUUUAGACUUCCACAGCCUGAACGUCUUAAGGGUUUGACUACAAACUCGUGUUCAUUACUGUUGUAAUUAAGCUGCGAGGAAUCCAUGAAGUUCUUGUUGAUAAUGAGAGAAGAGAGAGAUGGGGUCUAAUUUGAUUAGAAAGCUGUGCUUUUUUGACACGUUUCAGCGAUGAAGGAUUAUUAUUAGUUUGAUUGUUCUGAAAGCUUUUUAAAAGGUAAAAGCUGUUAAUUUUGCCUUUUGUUUUAAAAAGAGAUUUAUGUAAAUAAAAUCAUCUUUGAUAUUG
Molecule: messenger RNA, 5433 nt
Organism: Sebastes umbrosus (honeycomb rockfish)
Lineage: Eukaryota; Metazoa; Chordata; Actinopteri; Perciformes; Sebastidae
Gene: rnf139
Product: ring finger protein 139
Exons: 6
Coding region: 350-2449 (699 amino acids)
Biological process (GO): ERAD pathway
Cellular component (GO): endoplasmic reticulum; endomembrane system
Molecular function (GO): zinc ion binding; ubiquitin protein ligase activity
Source: RefSeq, a predicted model, not a curated record